AUGAUUGUCGGGUGGGAAGGCCCCGAUGACCCGGAGAAUCCCAUGAACUGGGCUAGCUCGCGCAAGACAUUUACCAUUCAACCAUACUUCCAACCUCUCGUCCAUCUCGUGGCUAACACGAAAAUCAACAGAUCACUGGCUUCGACCAUCUUCGCGCCGGGUGUGCCCAAACUGAUGGCCGAGUUCGGGUCGACCAGCUCGGAGCUCGCAUCGUUUGUCGUGUCAGCUUACAUUGUGCCCUUCAUCCUCGGACCGCUCGUAUUUGCGCCGUUGAGCGAGCUGUACGGGCGCAACGUGGUCAUGAACUCGUCCAAUGUCGCCUUCCUCAUCUUCACGGUGCUGUGCGCUGUCAGCCAAAACAUGGCCAUGUUCGUCGUGUUCCGGGUGCUGCAGGGUUUGGCCGGUUGCGUGCCCCUGACGCUCGGCGGCGGCACCAUCGCUGACUUGAUGCCAGCCGAGAAGCGCGGCAGGGCCUUGAGCGGUUGGCAGCUCGGCCCGCUGCUGGGUCCUGUUCUCGGUCCUGUCAUUGGGGGUUACAUUGCUCAGGAGGCGGGUUGGCGGUGGAUGUUCUGGCUCGUGGCUAUUCUUUCCGGAAUCCUCGCCGGGGGAUGUCUCCUUGUCCGCGAGACUUACGCCCCGACCCUCCUAGCCCGGAAAGUGGCCCGUCUCCGCAAGGAAACCGGCAACCCCAAUUACACGCUCCCGGCGACGCAGGGGCAGGGCCGGUCUCCGGGCGUCUUGUUCCGCCGAGCUAUCUUCCGACCGCUCAAGAUGCUUUUCCGGUCCCCCAUCGUCUUGUUCAUGGCCCUCGAAGUGUCCAUUGUCUACGCCUACCUCUACCUGCUUUUUACUACCUUCACCUUUGUCUUCCGCGUCCAGUACGGCUUCGGUUCCGGUGCUGCAGGACUCGCAUAUCUCGGGCUCGGUGUCGGUUUUCUCGUCGGUCUCUUCGGGACGGGAUCCACGUCUGACUACAUCGCCAAGAAGCGGGCGGCGGGUGCUGCCAUCAAGCCUGAGCAUCGCCUGCCGCCGCUUAUGUUUGGCGUGAUCCUCGUGCCCCUUGGUCUCUUCUGGUACGGGUGGACGGCCGAGUACAAGGUGCACUGGAUGGCGCCCAUUGCCGGGACAUCGCUCAUCGGUCUCGGUGUGCUCUUUGUUUUCAUGCCCAUCCAGGCCUAUCUCAUCGACGCCUUCACCAUCUACGCCGCCAGCGCCAUCGCCACCAACACCGUCGUAAGGUCCCUCUUUGGCGCAGUCCUGCCCCUGGCCGGUCAGCCCAUGUAUGCCAAGCUGGGACUGGGCUGGGGAAACAGCCUGUUGGCCUUUAUCGCGCUUGCUACCGUUCCUUUGACCUGGGUGCUAAUGAAGAAUGGAGAGCGCAUCCGGUCGAGCCCCUGUUUCAGGGUUGACCUGAAUUAA
Molecule: messenger RNA, 1419 nt
Organism: Canariomyces notabilis
Lineage: Eukaryota; Fungi; Ascomycota; Sordariomycetes; Sordariales; Chaetomiaceae
Product: MFS general substrate transporter
Exons: 2
Coding region: 1-1419 (472 amino acids)
Biological process (GO): transmembrane transport
Cellular component (GO): plasma membrane
Molecular function (GO): transmembrane transporter activity
Source: RefSeq, a predicted model, not a curated record